CUUACAAAACUUAAAGGUUUUCGUUUGUCUGUGCUAUGCAUCCACCAUCACUAGUCACAAAACCAAAUUCUAGGAGAGAGUCCAAAAAGGAGUUUUAAUGGGAUAUACUGCAGGAGUAAAGGGGUAUAGGAUCUAUAACUUGCCUUCUCAUGACAUCUUCCUUUUCCGAGAUGUCCACUUUCAUGAACAUGAAUUUCCUUUCCACCACUCCUCUCCUGACUCACCCUAUACAGAUCCUCUUCCCUCUACUCACACCUAUCCAAUCCCAUAUGAUCUCCCAUCCCCACCUACCUUGCCUAGUUCAGAACCACCAUCUGAUUCCCCACCACCUACCCCUCCCAAUCCUUCCUCCAUUGAUCUGCCCAUCGCCAUUAGGAAACCAUCCAGAACCAUAAAACCAUCCACCAAACUCCAAACUUACCAUGGUAACCUACUUCAGCAGGCUUCUUCCUCCAGUCAUUCUCUCCAGCAACAUGUUCCAGGUAUCACCUAUCCCUUAUCUGAUGUACUUGAUUACACUGGUUUAUCUUCUUCCCAUCUCAAGUUCAUCUUGAACAUAUCUUGCCACAAAGAACCUGAAUCAUAUGAAGAAGCUGCUCUCAGACCAGAGUGGAAUCAGGCCAUCAACCAUGAAAUUGAUGCCUUUGAGAGGAAUCAGAUCUAGGAUGUUGUUUCUUUGCCUCAAGAAAGAAACCCCCUUGGCAACAAGUGGAUCUUCAAAUAUAAGUUCUUCUCUGACGGAAGCCUGGAAAGAGAGAAGGCAAGAUUAGUUUCAAAAGGUUACAAUCAACAAGAAGACAUAGAAUAUGAGGACACAUUUGCACCUGUGGUCAAAAUGACGACAGUCAAAUAAUUCCUUGCUAUAGCUGCCUCCAGAUCCUGCCAUGUCCAUCAAUUAGAUGUAAACAAUGCUUUUUUACAUGGGGAUAUCACAGAAGAAUUAUAUAUGAAGCUACCAAAAGGAUACAAACCACCUCCACACAUCAAGAACCCUGUUUGCAGACUAAAGAAGUCCCUCUAUGGCCCGAAGCAGGCCUCUAGGCAAUGUUUCUCCAAGUUAGCAGACUGCCUUAUCAAUCAGGGAUACACUUCCAGCCAAGUUGAUAAUUCCUUAUUCUACAAAUCUCAAGACUCUCAUUAUACCUGUGUUUUUGUCUAUGUUGAUGACCUAGUUGUGGGAGGAAAUGAUUUAGUAGAAAUCACACAACUAAAACAAUACCUUCAUCAGACAUUCAACAUCAAAGAUAUGGGUCCUCUAAAGUUUUUCCUUGGCAUUGAAGUUGCCAAAAACUCUUCUGGUAUUCAUCUCUCCCAAAGAAAAUACACUCUGGAGAUACUUGAAGAAGGGGAGUGCUUCUAUCCAGGCAUGUCUCUACCCCUAUGGACCACAAGAUUCAUCUAACAGCACACCAUUCUUAUGCUUACCCUGAUCCUUCUUUCUACAGAAGACUAGUGGGCAAGCUCAUCUACAUAACCAAAACAAGACAAGAUAUAAGCUUUGCCACUCAGCAGCUCAGCCAAUAUAUGUAUAAUCCUAGCAAUCAACACUACUAGGCUGUCACUAGGGUUCUUCGAUACCUCAAAUCAGCUUCCUCUACUGGUUUGUUCUUUCCUACUUCAUCUUCACUACAUCUUAAAUCCUUCAGUGAUUCAGAUUGGGCAUCUUGCAUGGACACUGUAAGGUCAGUGACUGGUUACUGUGUUUACCUCGACAAUGCUUUGGUCUCGUGGAAGAGCAAGAAACAACGAACCAUCUCCAGAUCAUCUUGUGAGGCAGAAUAUAGGGCCAUGGCGGAUAUAACCUGUGAACUCUAAUAGCUACUAUUUCUCCUUCAAGACUUCCAGGUCCCUCAUCCACUUCCUUCCAUCAUCUAUUGUGACAACCAAUCAGCAAUUCACAUCGCAGAAAACCCAACAUUCCAAAAGCGAACCAAGCAUAUCGAAUUAGAUUGUCACCUGGUUAGAGAAAAAUUGCAAAAUGGCAUUGUCAAAAUUCUCCAUGUCUCGACUCUUCACCAAUUGGCUGACCUGUUCACGAAAACACUCCCACCAGCAACCUUUUCCAUUCUCCUCUCCAAACUUGGUGUGCACAAUCUGUGCCCACCAGCUUGUGCGGGGAGGGGGGGGGGUGUCAAAAGAAAAUACAAAAUUUUCAAGCAACGUCGUCUCAAGCAAAGCUUCAGAUUCCACAAGUGCAACAGCACCGUCUUGUGGAGUGGAGACCUUCAUUGACGAUACGUCGACGUUGUGAUCCAACUUCUCUUUCAUUUCCCAGUUGUUGUUCCCUCCAAACUCUGCAUUCUGUGUUUUCUGUCUGUAAACAACAGCUAAGAGUUGUUUGUCCUCUACUGAUCCAAUCUUGUGUGUAAAUAACAAUAGUAAUGAGAAAGUAAGUUAGGAUUUCAAUUGCAUACCUGGUGUUAAAUUCGGUUAUAUGUUUGUGUUCUAGUUAUGGUUUUUCUCUUGUAAUGUGUUCUUAUCAUAUCCCAACUAUGAUGAGGGGACCCAGAAAAAUGAUGCUCUAGGAAUAUAAAUUGUGGUAGUUAGGGGAGGAGAGACCACACUCAGUAUCACAAUUUUUGUAUCCAAUCCAUCUCAAGUUCCCAACUGAUAUGAUUAUAAAAUUAGAUUGGCGUG
Messenger RNA from Linum trigynum, 2637 nucleotides. NCBI's taxonomy places the organism in Eukaryota, Viridiplantae, Streptophyta, Magnoliopsida, Malpighiales, Linaceae. The record is from the annotation of a GenBank genome assembly.